This is a messenger RNA of Myripristis murdjan (pinecone soldierfish), 1307 nucleotides long. RefSeq names its product mitochondrial ribosomal protein L3 (gene mrpl3). The transcript has 10 exons. Gene Ontology annotation, cellular component: mitochondrial large ribosomal subunit; ribosome. NCBI's taxonomy places the organism in Eukaryota, Metazoa, Chordata, Actinopteri, Holocentriformes, Holocentridae. Bases 183 to 1211 code for a protein of 342 amino acids. The record is from RefSeq and is a predicted model, not a curated record. Gene Ontology annotation, molecular function: structural constituent of ribosome. Gene Ontology annotation, biological process: translation.
CCAGCGUGCGGCGGAACGAUUUUGCUCACGGACGGGAAGUAGCAGUAGGAAGGGUGACAUUUCACAACAGGGCGAACAUGACGGCGUGGGUCGGCAUAUGAUGGGGAAGCCUUAGUUCACCAAGGACGUCUGCUAAUAUUUAUUUUUGUACACAGUAAAAAGCGUGUGGACACAGAGCCGUCAUGGCGGCGUGGAGCUGCCGGUUUCUCCUCCAGCGGGGCAGCGGAGUGAUCUCUGUCCGAGCCGGAGCGGCUGAAAGCCCUCUCCUGGCACGAGGCUGCGUUCGGACAGUGAAGACCACCACGUGGUUUGAUGAGCACCUCACCGAGGACAACCAGGAGUUCAUGAGGAAGAGCAUGGCAGAGGAAUACAGGAGACAGACGGCCGACAAGCUCAAUCCACUCAAAGACGAGCCCUGGCCAAGACAGGAGUGGACAGAGGGAAGUAGAAGAGUCGGCUUGAUAGCAGUGAAGCUGGGGAUGGUUCCUGCCUGGACCAAAACAGGAGAGAGACAUGUGGUGACCAUGUUACAGGUGCAGGACUGCCAUGUAAUCAAGUGCCUGUCCAAAGAUGAGUAUGAUGGCCACACUGCCGCCCUAGUGGUCGGAGGGAAAAACGUAUCACCGUUCUAUAGGACUGAGCAGCAGAUGGAGAUGUUUAGGAAAGCAGGAGUCCCUCCAAAACAGAAGCUCACCACGUUUAAAGUUUCCGACAACGCCAUCAUCAAGCCAGGCACUCCUCUGUACGCAGCACACUUCCGUCCAGGCCAGUAUGUCGACGUCACGGCCAAAACGAUUGGUAAAGGUUUCCAGGGUGUCAUGAAGCGAUGGGGAUUCAGAGGUCAGCCAGCCAGCCAUGGCCAAACCAAGACACAUCGCAGACCGGGGGCGUCUGGACCUGGAGGGGACCCAGCCAAAGUCUUCAAAGGAAAGAAGAUGCCCGGCAUGAUGGGCAACAUCUUUGACACAGCGUAUGGCCUGAAGAUAUGGAGAGUGAACACCAAGUAUAAUGUGCUGUAUGUUAAUGGCUCUGUCCCUGGCCACAGAAGCUGCUUGGUGAAGGUGAGGGACAGCACUUUGCCAAACAGAAGCUCCACCCUUCUCAACCCUCCAUUCCCGACCUACUUCAAUGAGGAGGAAACUGAGCUGGAUGAAGAUCUGUAUGAUGAAAACAUGUUUGUUCACACAGAGCCGUCAUUAACACUGGCCUGACACACACAAACACACACACACAUUACACAUGCGCAGAUCACACAUACACACAAACCACACAUUAUGCUUGGAUUUAUUUAAUAAACAGUCAUUCCC